This is a messenger RNA of Gorilla gorilla gorilla (western lowland gorilla), 1684 nucleotides long. RefSeq names its product serine incorporator 4 (gene SERINC4). The transcript is spliced from 12 exons. NCBI's taxonomy places the organism in Eukaryota, Metazoa, Chordata, Mammalia, Primates, Hominidae. The record is from RefSeq and is a predicted model, not a curated record. The coding region runs from base 1 to 1557 and encodes 518 amino acids. Gene Ontology annotation, cellular component: membrane.
AUGGUGGGUGCCAAGGCCGGCCCCAGCCCCGGCACCUCCCUGGGCCUGGCACAGCAGCACAGCGGAGGCAGCAGUGUCCUAGUGAAAAGUCCCUUCUGUGAGGUGUGCUGCUGUGGGCCUGCUCCUUGUGCCAGCUGCUGCCACUCUAGGUGGCCCUCUCUCACCGCAUCCACUUGCAGCCGCCUGUUCUACAUCCUCCUCCAUGUGGGGGCCUCAGCAAUCUGCUGCCUCCUGCUGUCAAGGACAGUAGUGGAAAGGGUGUGGGGCAAGACACACAGGAUCCAGAUGCCCUCGGGGUUGUGUGCCCACCUGUUUGGCCUCUCUGACUGUCCAGUGCUCAGUGGCUCUGGGGCUGUGUACCGAGUAUGUGCAGGAACCGCCACCUUCCACCUGCUGCAGGCUGUGUUGCUAGUCCACCUCCACUCCCCCACCAGCCCGCGGGCACAGCUGCAUAAUAGCUUCUGGCUCCUCAAGCUGCUGUUCCUGUUAGGUCUCUGUGCUAUUGCCUUCUGCAUUCCUGAUGAGCAUCUCUUCCCAGCAUGGCAUUACAUUGGCAUCUGUGGAGGCUUUGCAUUCAUCCUACUGCAGUUGGUGCUUAUUACAGCUUUUGCCCAUUCCUGGAACAAGAACUGGCAGACAGGUGCAGCUCAAGACUGCAGCUGGUUCCUGGCUGUCCUGCUGGCCACCCUAGGAUUCUACAGCAUGGCAGGUGUGGGAGCUGUGCUCCUAUUCCACUACUAUACACACCCAGCUGGCUGCCUGCUUAACAAGAUGCUCCUCAGUCUGCACCUUUGCUUCUGUGGCUUCAUCUCCUUCCUCUCCAUCGCUCCUUGCAUCCGCCUCAAGCAACCCCGCUCUGGCCUCCUACAAGCUUCUGUCAUCAGCUGCUAUAUCAUGUAUCUGACUUUCUCUGCGCUGUCCAGCCGUCCUCCAGAGAGAGUAAUCCUUCAAGGACAGAAUCACACCCUGUGCCUGCCUGGCCUGAGUAAAAUGGAACCCCAAACACCAGAUAUCUCUCUAGCAAUGCUGAGUGCUAGCAUCAUGUAUGCUUGUGUGCUUUUUGCUUGCAAUGAGGCCUCCUACCUGGCUGAGGUAUUUGGACCCCUGUGGAUUGUCAAGGUUUACAGCUAUGAGUUUCAGAAGCCCUCACUGUGUUUCUGCUGCCCUGAAACAGUGGAAGCAGACAAAGGGCAAAGGGGUGGGGCUGCUAGGCCAGCUGACCAAGAAACCCCUCCAGCUCCUGCAGUCCAAGUCCAGCAUCUUUCCUACAACUAUUCUGCCUUCCACUUCGUCUUCUUCCUUGCCUCACUCUAUGUCAUGGUUACCCUUACCAACUGGUUCAGCUAUGAGGAAGCAGAACUGGAAAAGACCUUCAUCAAGGGUAGCUGGGCCACCUUCUGGGUCAAGGUUGCCUCAUGCUGGGCCUGCGUACUCCUCUAUCUGGGGCUGUUACUGGCACCACUCUGUUGGCCCCCCACCCAGAAACCCCAGCCCCUUAUCUUGAGGCGCCGCCGCCACCGCGUCAUAUCCCCAGAUAACAAAUAUCCUCCAGUCUAAGUCCUUUUCACAAACUGGGGUUCCCCUGACAUUGUACUCCUAGAGUUGGCUCAAGGGGAGCUGUCCAGCCCAGCUCAAUACCUCAAGGACACACGGGGAGUUAUCUCCGUUUGGGCUGAAGUCAAUA